CUUCUUCGACCGAAUUGGAAGAAUGAUUCCGUGGAUCCAUCAUUGUGGAGUCCUUCAGAAGGAUACAGGAUGCAUGUGUUCCCCUAGUUUAUGAUCCUACGAUUGUAAGUGGAGUAGUCAUUAGACUUGCAUGGAGUACUGGGAUCUUCUUAAGAACAUGCUUGCGGGAUGGAUCCGUGCCAGUGGGGCGUGUCCAACUAUAAAGAACGACCAGUCUGAGUCUACACACAUUUGCUCACAAACUAUAUCCAUCCUGUCUCCUACUGCUGGUGCGGAGAUAGUCCCGGGCCAAGAUGUCACUGUCCAAUUGGCCUUUGCGAAUUCACUCACUGGAGUGGAGCACGUCGCCGCCGUGGUUGCCAUGAUCAACUGUGCUGGAGCACCUUGUCCUGCAGAUGCUAGCGACACCCUUGGUAUCCCUCUUUUCGCGGGUAACUACACACCACAGUACCAUGAACAAAAUCUGCCCCCAUACGAGAACUAUACCGUGACCGUUUCCAGCACGCUUGCGGUUGGAACAAAUAUGUUGACUGUCGCUCACUUUAUGCUGGUCGGAGUAAGUGUCCUUUAUUGUCAAGGAUGUUCCCCAGGAAUGAACAUACUACUCUUAUACAUAGGCCUCUGCGGUUCCGGUGUUAGAGUUCGCCAACGUCACAGUGUCAACGCCGUCCUCAAGUACUCGUAGGGAGAUUUCGAUUCGAGGACGUACUAUUAGUACAUAAUAAACUGAAUGUAUAAUGGACUAUAAUUGGGAGUCUUAUGGGAGCUUCAGAUGAUUACCGCCGCACCUUCAGGUGUAGUUUUUCCACUUGAAUUUUGAUUCAGAUUUUUCUUGGGAAGUUGAACGCGGCUUUCAGCCUUUUCUAACGGAGCCAGCUCUCAUCGCUCCCACUGCACCAUACGCUCCUAAGCUACUAGCACUUCUAUGGGUCAAUGGCUUAUCCAGCAUUUGACCCUCAUUGGCCCUCAUUCCAUAGUCCAUGAGUCGAGAGAAAACGAGGGAGCUCAGGGUCGCCACCGUUAUAUAAUCAGAUAU
Molecule: messenger RNA, 1036 nt
Organism: Lentinula edodes (shiitake mushroom)
Lineage: Eukaryota; Fungi; Basidiomycota; Agaricomycetes; Agaricales; Omphalotaceae
Exons: 5
Coding region: 131-685 (184 amino acids)
Source: RefSeq, a predicted model, not a curated record